Messenger RNA from Funneliformis geosporum, 686 nucleotides. The record is from the annotation of a GenBank genome assembly. NCBI's taxonomy places the organism in Eukaryota, Fungi, Glomeromycota, Glomeromycetes, Glomerales, Glomeraceae.
AACCUAUUAUCAAAGUUUUAAAUGAUGGUGAUAAUGGGAAAAUACAAAAGCCAGCUUCUAUAGCUAAACGAGGUCGAAAGAAGAAAGAGCCUAUUAUAGAAGCUUUAAAUAAUGGUAAUAAUGGGAAAAUACAAGAAAUAAUGGUGUCUAUUAAUCAAAAGGAAAAUAACAAAGUUUAUGUUAGUGAACUUUUAGAAACAAGUGAUGGCUAUCUUUCAGAAGAUGUUAUAAAUAUCAAACAUAAACCUCUUGCACUGAUUACAAAUAACAUACAUAUUAACAAGCUUCAUAAUAACUCAUUAAAUAAUUCAAACGAAGCAACUGAUAGAACUUUAAAUUAUAAUUCACAUUUAAUUAAUACACCUUGUUAUACUACACCAUAUUUAUCAUCACGUUCAACUAAUACAUGUUUAUCUACCACAAUAUCGCGUUCACCAUGUUCGACUGAUACGUGUUCAUCUAUGGCACAUAAUGUGCUUCUAUCUACAUCACGUACGUCACGUUCAACUAAUACGCGUUCAUUUAUAUCUCACUCUAAUAAUACAAAUUUUAAUGAUAAUAUAUUUCGAUCAAAUACAUCUAAUGUGUUUUAUUUGAAUACUUCUUUAAAUAAUAAUACUGUUAUUUGUCUAAUAUUUGACGCUUUCAAUGAUGAUGAGUUUUGUUCGAAUAAUACAUCUUUUUGA